This is a messenger RNA of Wallemia mellicola CBS 633.66, 1368 nucleotides long. Its product is annotated as DHS-like NAD/FAD-binding domain-containing protein. Bases 31 to 1134 code for a protein of 367 amino acids. The transcript has 6 exons. Gene Ontology annotation, molecular function: NAD+ binding. The record is from RefSeq and is a predicted model, not a curated record. NCBI's taxonomy places the organism in Eukaryota, Fungi, Basidiomycota, Wallemiomycetes, Wallemiales, Wallemiaceae.
GCUAACAACGUCGACGUCAUUUCAGUAAUAAUGUCCAGCAGACUGCGAAAUGGAAAGAGGUUACAAAUACCGAGUAUACCGAAACCAAAAAAACCUAGCAAUCAGAAGGAAUAUACCUACGAUCAAGCUGUAGAACUUGUUGCCUCCUUUCUGACGCAAGAGAAAGGUAGAGGGAAGACUGCGAUAGUUAGUGGAGCGGGUGCGAGUGUAGAAAGUGGAAUUAGAGCUUAUAGAGGUAAUCAAGGUCAUUAUGAGCUACACAAGAAGUAUCGUCCAAUUUUCUAUCAUGAGUUUAUGGAGGAUUCUGAGGAAGGAAGACUAUUCAGACAGCGAUACUGGGCACGAUCAUUCUUCGGUUAUAUCCCAGUACAGCAUGCUCUACCGAAUAGAGUCCAUUACAAUGUAGCAGCUUUACAAUACAUGAACUUGGUAGACAAAUUAGUAACUCAAAACGUAGAUAGACUCCAUCAUAGAGCAUCAACGGAUUUACUCAACCCAGAUGAUCGGAUAUUGGAAUUGCAUGGUACACUGAACUUUGCAGUUGUCCCGAAUUACCCAAACCAUCCAAAGAAAUUACGCUCGGAGCUUCAAACAGAAUUAGCAGCACUCAACCCUAAUUGGCUGGAGUUUGCUAAUUCUCAGACAAAAUUAAAACAAAAUCCUGAUGGUGAUGUUGAGUUACCAAGUGGGCUAACUUAUGAAAUGUUUAAAAUACCUAAUCCGAAUGGUUUGGAGGAUGAUAUUCGAGCAUUUUAUAAACCUGACGUUGUUUUCUUCGGUGAAUCGUUGGACGUCCGACAGAAAGAGGAAAGUGUAAAGGCUAUUCACGAUGCUGACAGAAUACUUGUUAUUGGUAGUUCACUGGCGACAUAUUCUGCUUUCAGGUUGAUCAAACAAGCUAUAGAGGCAAAAAAACAAGUUUUAAUGAUUAAUAUUGGGCCUACACGCGCGGAUGAUUAUGAUAUUACUAAAAUAGAGCUACCUGCCGCUGAUGUUUUACAAGGUGCUGUCAAAUUACUAGCAUCUAAGCUACCAUACGAUGAGACACUCAUUAGACUGUCAAACAGUGGUGUCAAAAUUUCAUUAAAGGAGAUAGAUCCAACCCCAGAUCCAGAGGCAACUGAGGCUAAGUAAUGAUGAUUGUAUAAAUUAUAGAUAAAACCAAAUGCAUGUGAUGAGCAAAUGGAAAUUCAUGUAGAGAAAUGAAAUUCAAAGAAAACUGACUUGUUCGUUACGUAGGCAUUUGGUUAUUUGGUUAUUUUGUAGAAUUUGACCCUUAAGCUUUAUUUAAUGCUUCUACUUCAUCGAGAGGAUGCAUCCAUCUUAUUAGGCAGUAUCAUUGCUUACUUUUGGAUCAUCUCAAAUCAG